AGUUUUUUCAGAAGAAAAUGCAGGGUUUGUGCUUCACCCUGACGUCAGAUCUUGCUUUAAUAAAACCCCCCAAGGGCUGCGGUAAGAGGCGUAGCUGGUGCUCCUGAUGGGCCAGGCCAGUUUCGGCCCAGCUCCCUCGAGAGGUGGCCGGGUCCUCUGGGCUGCUGCUUGAUGCCUUUGCUACUGACUUCCAGGCAUGAGGUGGUUCCUGCCUUGGACGCUGGCAGCAGUGAUGGUGGUGGCCACGGCCCUCUCUUCAGCCCCCACGACGAUGGCCUUCACCCCAGAGCCGCUGGAGGACACGUCUUCACGCCCCCAAUUCUGCAAGUGGCCAUGUGAGUGCCCCCUGUCCCCACCCCGCUGCCCGCUGGGGGUCAGCCUCAUCACAGACGGCUGUGAAUGCUGUAAAAUGUGUGCUCAGCAGCUUGGGGACAACUGCACAGAGGCCGCCAUCUGUGAUCCUCACCGGGGCCUCUACUGCGACUACAGUGGGGACCGCCCGAGGUACGCAAUAGGAGUGUGUGCACAGGUGGUCGGCGUGGGCUGUGUCCUGGACGGGGUGCGCUACACUAACGGCCAGUCCUUCCAGCCCAACUGCAAAUACAACUGCACGUGUGUGGACGGUGCAGUGGGCUGCACGCCGCUGUGCCUCCGUGUGCGCCCCCCACGCCUCUGGUGCAGCCACCCCCGGCAGGUGAGCCUGCCCGGCCGCUGCUGCCAGCAGUGGGUGUGUGACAACGAUGCCAGGAGGACACGCAAGACAGCGCAGCGCCACACGGGAGCCUUCGCGGCUGCCGGGGAGGUAGAGCCGUGGCAGAGGAACUGCAUAGCCUACACGAGCCCAUGGAGCCCCUGUUCCGCCACCUGCGGCUUGGGGGUCUCUACGCGGAUCUCCAGUGCCAACGCAGGGUGCUGGCCUGAGCAAGAAAGCCGCCUCUGCAACCUGCGGCCGUGUGACCUGGACAUCCGCCCACACAUCAAGGAGGGGAAGAAGUGUUUAGCUGUAUACCAGCCAGAGGCACCCAUGAACUUCACCCUUGCUGGCUGCGUCAGCAUGCGCUCCUACCGGCCCAAGUACUGCGGGGUCUGCGUGGACAAUAGAUGCUGCAUCCCCUACAAGUCCAAGACCAUCAGUGUCUCUUUCCAGUGUCCCGAUGGGCCGGGCUUCUCCCGCCAGGUGCUGUGGAUCAACGCUUGCUUCUGCAACUUGAGCUGUAGGAAUCCCAACGAUAUCUUUGCUGACUUGGAAUCCUACCCUGACUUCUCAGAAAUUGCCAAUUAGGUGAGCACAAAACAUGGGGCUCAGGUCCUGGCCCAAUGCUUGCAAAGCAGCCAGCCCUCUGAGGCCCAGCUGAGCCUUGUUUUGUCCACUUCCCACCCCCUUUUAACCACCCUGAUCCUGACCCUUGGCCACCUUUUCUUUUUCCGACUGUCCAAAGGACCCAUUAUGGUGCUGUUCAGGCUCAGACUAUGAGUCCAUUCCUUGGCAGCAUUCUACAUACACUUCAAAGAAAGUGUCUCUAGCUGUUCUGGACAAUACGCCAGCUGACAAGCCUGUCCCGUUACUGGAGGUCCUGCUGGGUCUUGCCUGAGUCCAAAGGAACAGAAUCAGCUAGGCAUUCAAUAUCACUAAUUCCCUCUGUAGAUGCCAAACCACAGUAUUCUGGGUCCGUGCGGAAGGACAGAUGGAUUUGGGACAAUGGAAUAGUCUAUUAUUUGGGCCCUGCCAAGUUGCCCUCUAAUAGACAGUUCAAGCCACAGGACACCAAAGUAUCUCUGAUUCCAAAGAUUUGUGCACCCAAGGUCACCAAAUAUUUGCCCAGUGAAGUGAGUGGUUGUUUGGUUUAUGAUUUUUAAUGGUAAGUUGUAUCCAUAAAUCCGGGCAUUGUUGAGGUUAAGUUUCUCUACAUCCCUGCACUGUGAAGGGCACAACUUGGGUUCAUUCCAGAAAGAAAUGCUACUUGAUAAAUUCCAUUCUUGUUCAUGGGAAAAGUCCCCAGUCAAUGCUCCAAGGUCAGAGCAGGGUCAGCCAAUUUUCAGAACAAGUGAUGGACCCUAGCACCAAAUCUACUGCUGACCAGCAGGGCCCUGGACAACUGGCCAGCCUCUUCCUCGCAUCCAGAACCUCUCCCUCCUUAGGGGCUCAUGGGAGCUAGUGGAGCCCCUGGGAUGACCUCUCUGACCCCUCGAGUGGCAUGCUGGAACAUUCCUCUGCUCUUACAGAGCCUUGGGAGACCCAGCCAAAGGCCAGGCCAAACACACCCGAAAUGACUACGACAGGUCCAGGCUUGGUGUGGGUCAAAACAGAAGUGAGUUCAUUCUGCAUCAGUCCAGGUGGCAAGAGUCACUGGGCCUAGGACAUCUCUUUCCGCCACAGCGGUCCCUUUCACAGACUUUGGGUCUGCUGAUCCAAACAACCCAGGUCUUGUGGGCCAACAGAGGUAUACCAGUCGUUCAGAAGCAGAGCUGUAUUUAACUGGGAUUAGAGGCCACAAGGGGUUGGAGCUAAAAGGAAGAAGAGGUUGUUAUGAAUGGAAAUGAAGCUGUUAUUUAUCUUAUUAGUAAAAAGUAGAUAUUUACUGUUCUAAUUCUUUUAUUUAGUUCCUUCUGGGCGCCAGACAUCAUUCUCAGUACUUUACAUAUGCUAGGUCACGGUUACUUCACAAGCAUAUCGAAAAGUGACCAUUAUUGUUUCUGUUCUUACAAAUGUGAAACGGAAGAUCAGAAAGGGAUGGCAGCCUGACCCAAGCCCCCAGCUGGGAAGUGAGGCAGGCGGGAGUCGGGCUGCAAAUCCAAGCCAGGCUGACUCCGUCACUGCGCACACUUCCCAGCAUGUCAGAGCAGGAGAGCCUCAGUAUCAUUGACAUCCCGCUCUCGUGUUUUGCUCUUACCCUGUCUCUCUGCUCUUCUCCCAAGACAAGACUAUUUGACUUUCAGAUAAUUUAGGCGUCUGGACAUCCAAAGAAAUAUGGAACAGACAAAACCCCAUGAAGCCCACACAGGUCACCCCCUCCUUCAGAACGAGCUCUCGGCAUGUGUUUGAAAGAUAGCUUUGCUUACCCAAUGCUGCAGAUGGAAAGACAUGCAGUAUUGGUGGGAUAAUUCUGUGUGGUGUGCAAAGGAAAUCCUGAACAGGAAAAUGGGACUGGGGAUGCAUCCUGCUUACUGUGACCACCCGGAUGCCUAGCCCAGUGCAAGGCAUGCAGUGGAGCUCAACGUGGGUUUGAUGAGUAAAGGGACUGGUGUAGGUGCUAUACUUUCAGGUAGAAGCUCUAUGAUUCCAAAGUUACAUGACAAUCUAAUUUUUAUCAACCAAAUCUUAUUUUAAGAGCCGUAGGAAAAGGUAUUUUUUUUUAAAUAUCUAGGCAGUAUUUUUCAAAAGAAAAAAAAGGCUUCCCAAUUUUCCAUGGUAACUAUGUCAUGAAACAUUAGUUAAGAAUACAACGUCUGGAAUUACACUGUUUGGGAUCAAAGUCCAACUCUGCCAAUUACUUGACAGGUGAAAAGAUAUUUUUUUAAAUGUACAUUUCUAUUACAAAAAAAAAAAGAAGAAUUCUUGUGUGAAGACAAUUUACCCCAUGCAUAAUUUCUUCUAUUAAUCUGUGGGGAUCGUAUUAGAUUAUUUUAGAGUGAAAUCAUCUGCCAUCUACAAACAACAAGGACUAGAAGACAGCUAACACUGCUAUUUGCAGAAACUCAAGCGGUAGGUUCUUACUGAAUUUGUAUCCCAAACUGAGAAACUGAAUAUGACUUCUGAAAUCAGAGGGAGCCUGGCUGGAGGAUUUAGGGGAUUGUCCUGGGAAUGGAUGGGAAGCGGUGGCCGGAAUGCCCCAGUUAGUUUGUUUGGAGAAAUGGACCUAUUCUAGGCAGCCGCAGAGGGAAAGUCUCAGCUCUCUGUUUUGAAGUUCUGGGGAAGGAGAUUUGGGCCCAAUGUGAGGAAGUUCUUGGUAGCAGUCAGAACUACCCAGCAAUGGUGUGACCUGCUUCAGCAAAAGUUAGUUAUAAUCAUAACAGAAAAAAGUCCCUUUAUUGAGUGCAUAUGUGGUGCCAAGAAUGAUGCUAAAUUUUAAUUCUCUUACUAAUUAUCACAUCAAUUGUAAGUGUCUCCUCCCCAUUUUAUAACUGGAAAGUCAGUUUUAAAUCUGAGACUGAUGGAGUAAUAAGCCAAAAAAAGUUGGAUCUCAAAGCCUUGCUCAUACCAUCUGGCUCUCUGGGAGGCCUCCGAGCCCAGCCUGAAUGACCCCUGUUGGAGGGUCACCUGGGCAGGGAGGGGAUCAAGGAGAUCUGAUUGAUCAUCUCUCCUGCCCUGGUAACUUCACAUUCUGAGAUGAGGGACAGGUACACCAAGAGCCCAUUAAGCUUUGGUGAAUAAAUUCACAUUAGCGCUCAGGGUACAUUUCUCUGGGGCACCUAGGUGUAUGUAUGGAGGAAGGAGAGAUGAAUUCACCAAACCACUAAUUCUUGCUACAGCUUAAUUCAUAAGCAUUUGGUGAGUACUCAGCCCCUAUGCUAGGCGCUCUACUGCCAUACCUAUUUAGUCAUCAUAGCAAACUUAGGAGAUAUGGCAUUAUUAUCAUUUCUUCAUUUUAGCUGAGAUAAGACAGCUGAGGCUUAUAGAAGUCAUUUUCUCAAUGUCUUACCAGCCAGUGAACUGCACACCAGGAUCUUAAGCUGAGGUGAGUCUGACCCCAGAGUGGUCUUUUUUGACACUAAGCCCAAUUAGCCUGCCCCCAAGUCAAAAGGUACAGGGGCCACUUUACUGAUAAAUGCUGCAAUUUUAAUUUUGAAGGUGAUUCAGAGAGUAAUCAUAGGAAGUAGACUCAAAUGAUCUGAUUGUCUCUAGUCUCAUUACCAUUGUACUGUGUUUACACAGGCAUUGUGGGGAAGUAAUGUAGCCUGUGACUAUCAUGUUGCGUGAUGUCACUGCUUUUUAAAGCUUUACUUUGAUGCUUAGAGUAACUCCAUGAUGACCCUGCACAUCUGGGAAGCAUAGAUGGUCAGAAUGGGCAACUAUCUCUGCAGGUAGAUAGUUGUGUGUGUGUGUGUGUGUGCGUGUGUAUAAAUGUAUGUACGUAUCUUUUUUCAGACUGUGACUUAAUAUUUAAGAAUUCCUACUGCCAUUUUUGUAAGUGACUAAAAAAUACAUGCAAAGAAUUGUCUUGGAAUUUCCCAAUAGAGGAAAAAUAGCACUUGGGCAAUCUGUCAUGUUUUACGACAUUCCUCAUUUUUCUCAUGAUUUGUGCAGCGUGGCAUGUGUUUGUUCAAUGUGAAGGGUUUUCAUUGCUCAGAUUCCCUGUUUAUAGCUAUUCUCCUUAAAGCAAUAAAUCAUCAGCAAAGUGA
Molecule: messenger RNA, 5340 nt
Organism: Manis javanica (Malayan pangolin)
Lineage: Eukaryota; Metazoa; Chordata; Mammalia; Pholidota; Manidae
Gene: CCN4
Product: cellular communication network factor 4
Biological process (GO): cell adhesion; signal transduction; positive regulation of cell differentiation
Cellular component (GO): extracellular region; extracellular matrix
Molecular function (GO): integrin binding; heparin binding
Source: RefSeq, a predicted model, not a curated record